This is a messenger RNA of Penaeus indicus, 999 nucleotides long. RefSeq lists its product as uncharacterized. Gene Ontology annotation, biological process: chromatin remodeling. The transcript has 3 exons. Gene Ontology annotation, cellular component: nucleus. The record is from RefSeq and is a predicted model, not a curated record. The coding region runs from base 1 to 999 and encodes 332 amino acids. Lineage: Eukaryota; Metazoa; Arthropoda; Malacostraca; Decapoda; Penaeidae.
AUGACAGGAAAGGGGAGAGAAGUAGUGAAUGUGAUGGAAAAUAAGAUCGACAUGCUGUGUGUGCAAGAAACAAGGUGGAAAGAACAGAAAACCAGGGAGCUGGGAGAAGGCUUUAAGUUGUACUACAUGGGUGUGGAUAACAGGAGGAACGGUGUUGAGGUGGUGCCCAGAGUUGAAAGAGUGCGUCAUCCAGGAAAAGAUGACUUCUGGGAUCUUCUGGGAGACACAAAGUUGAAAGUACCAGAAGGUGAGGAUGUAUGGAUAACAGGUGACUCAAAUGGACAUGUUGGAGAAGGAAGGAGAGACACAGAAGUCACUGGGAGAUAUGGAGUGGGGACAAGGAAUGAAGCAGGCGACGAAAUUGUGGACUUUACAACAGCAAAAAGCCUGGCCAUAGUCAACACCCACUUCCAGAAAAGACUGACUCGUCGAGAAGUCAUGGCCAAACAGCAUAAGCUGGUGAUCUGCAAAGUAAAGAUGAAACAACAUAGACAAAUGAAGCAGACUGGUACAAGGAAAACACGCUGGUGGAAGUUGAACGAGGAGGAACACCGGGGUAAAUUUACGCAGAGAGUGGAGACAGAACUGGGAGAGAAGGAGAAAACAUGGGGUGAAUUAAGAACAGUAGUACGGAAAACUGCAGAAGAGAUACUAGGACGUACUUCAGGCAAGAAAGGGAAGAAGGAAGAGACAUGGUGGUGGUGCACUGAAGUGCAAGAAGCAAUAAAGGAGGAGAGACAAAGGGAAAGAGACCUAAAUAGAUGUGAGGAGACUAUCACAGCCUAUAAAAUUGCAAAUAAGAAGGCGAAGAAAGAAGUGACGAAAUCCAAAAGUAAAGCAUAUGAAGAUCUAUACAACAGCCUAGAAGGAGAAGAAGGACAAAGGAAAGCUAUAAGGAUAACGAAGCAGAAGAAUAGAGACUCAAAGGAUGUGUACCAGGCAAAAAGAGUGAAGAAUGAAGAUGGUCAGGUACUGACAGAUGACACGCAGAUACGAUAG